UACCGGAGAAAAGUGAAAUUACUUUUCCUCUGCCAAAUGUUAACACGGGACCUACGCUUCCAUAUAAUAUAUAUUCUCUGGUGUCGUAGAUACAUAAGUGCGGUUAAAUUUGGUGAAACAUGGCGUCAGCAGCAGCAGCAAAGGUGCAGGAAGUUCGAGAAAUCACUAGAAUUGAGCGCAUCGGUGCUCAUUCUCACAUCAGAGGUUUAGGAUUGGAUGACAGCUUAGAACCACGAAAUGUGUCUCAAGGAAUGGUUGGCCAACUUAUGGCAAGACGUGCCACUGGUGUUGUCCUGGAAAUGAUUAAAGAUGGCAAAAUAGCAGGUCGUGCAGUUUUAUUAGCUGGUCAGCCAGGUACUGGUAAAACUGCUAUUGCCAUGGGAUUAGCUCAAGCUCUUGGUUUAGAUACCCCUUUCACAUCUAUGGCUGGCUCUGAAAUUUACUCAUUAGAAAUGAGCAAAACAGAAGCUUUAACUCAAGCCAUAAGAAAAUCAAUUGGAGUUAGAAUUAAGGAAGAAACAGAAAUUAUUGAAGGUGAAGUCGUGGAAAUUCAGGUCGAUAGGCCUGCAACUGGGGUUGGUGCUAAAGUAGGAAAACUUACAUUAAAAACUACUGAAAUGGAAACCAUUUAUGAUUUGGGGAAUAAGAUGAUUGACAGUUUAAUGAAGGAGAAGGUUCAAGCUGGUGACGUUAUUACCAUCGAUAAAGCAACUGGCAAAAUAAAUAGACUGGGUCGUUCAUUUACACGAGCUCGUGAUUAUGAUGCAACUGGUUCGCAAACACGAUUUGUGCAAUGUCCAGAAGGAGAACUACAAAAACGCAAAGAAGUUGUGCAUACCGUCACUCUACACGAAGUUGAUGUUAUAAACAGUAGAACCCACGGAUUUUUGGCUCUAUUUUCUGGCGACACUGGUGAAAUAAAGUCAGAAGUUCGCGAUCAAAUAAACGCGAAAGUUGCUGAAUGGCGGGAGGAAGGAAAAGCUGAAAUUGUACCGGGUGUUCUCUUUAUUGACGAAGUGCACAUGCUGGAUAUAGAAUGUUUCUCAUUCCUGAAUCGUGCAUUAGAAAAUGAAAUGGCUCCUGUAGUGAUUAUGGCAACAAACAGGGGUAUUACGCGCAUUAGAGGCACGAAUUACAAGAGUCCCCAUGGUAUACCGAUCGAUUUAUUGGAUCGUAUGAUAAUAGUUCCAACUACUCCUUAUCAAGAGAAAGAGUUGAAGGAAAUUUUAAAAAUUAGAUGCGAGGAGGAGGAUUGCGAAAUGGCGGAUGAUGCCUUAACUGUACUUACGAGGAUUGCGUUGGAAACCUCUUUAAGAUACGCUAUUCAACUAAUCACUACUGCUUCCCUCGUUAGUCGAAAGAGGAAAAGUACAGAGGUCAAUAUCGAGGAUGUGAAACGUGUCUAUUCUUUAUUCCUGGAUGAGAACAGGUCUUCACAGUUUUUGAAAGAGUAUCAAGAGGAUUUUAUGUUUAACGAAUUGCCUGAACAAGCCAUGGACGUCUCUUAAUUAUUAAAUUGACAGAAUUUGUUUAUUAAGAUUGGAAUCACUACUGCGAUAUCUAAUCUACGUUUCAUUGCGUACCUUUCUGUUGUACUAAGUAUUAUCUCGUACAAGAUUUCGUUGUAAUUAAUUAUAAAUAAUUGUAAGUCAGAACGUUCUAUGGUUUUAUAUUAGAAAUAACUCUGUCAGUUUAUUACAAAAUAAAAAAAUAUAAAAUAUA
Cephus cinctus (wheat stem sawfly) is the source of this 1722-nucleotide messenger RNA. RefSeq names its product ruvB-like 2 (gene rept). The transcript is spliced from 7 exons. NCBI's taxonomy places the organism in Eukaryota, Metazoa, Arthropoda, Insecta, Hymenoptera, Cephidae. The record is from RefSeq and is a predicted model, not a curated record. Gene Ontology annotation, molecular function: DNA helicase activity; ATP hydrolysis activity; ATP binding. Bases 120 to 1508 code for a protein of 462 amino acids. Gene Ontology annotation, cellular component: Swr1 complex; R2TP complex; NuA4 histone acetyltransferase complex. Gene Ontology annotation, biological process: regulation of transcription by RNA polymerase II; chromatin remodeling; box C/D snoRNP assembly.